AUGUCAAUCAUCGGUCGUCCCGUAGCUGGAAAGCUACAAUUCAAGGUUUUCGUCAGAGAUGUCCAAAAAACAGCAAGGGUUACAUGCACCCGUCCAACAUUGUCCAUAUUGCAUACCUUGAAUUUGACCUUCGUCAUCGUGCCGGGAAACACCCAUUUCUUUAUCGCUUUCACCCCAAAGGAGGGUUUUAGUUUCCAGAAUGUUGCUGGCAUUGUGAUUCCGGACUAUGUCUCUAUAAAACAAGGAAACAUAUAUAUCGCGGUGCACGGCACAUCGAUCUUCAAGUUCAUUGCCCGGACAUCCAGUGACUUUCUGCUGAGCCAACUGCCUCCCCAUAUCUGGACCUCUGUCUUUCUGAACCAGGAAUUGAGCAAUGUGUUUCUUCUCCUCUUUACCAUGGCCAUCACUCCCCGUCGUGUGGCCAAGACGUUGACCAUUUCCCGGUUGCGGCAAGACGACCAUCCUCGCCGCACUGGCCUUCACAAGGCCGGACUGCAUGUACUCAUUGUGACAUUGUCAAAUGCUGCUGUCGAUGCCUUCACUUCUCAACUGCUCUCUCUGGCGCCAGAUAUUGAUUACAUCCGCGUUCGACAGGCUCAGGUCGAACAGGUAUCUACUUUUAGCCGGAAAGUCGAAGAUGAAGACAAUCAGCUGUCAGUUUAUAACUCCGCAACUGCCAUUGUGAACUUGCUGGGUAUUAUUAAGAAUUUGCAGAACCAGAAAGUACAGGGCGAUCUGAGAUAUUCGGUCUUUGCUCACGUUGACCGCCACGCCAGACAGCAAUUCGCUGCUGAAGAAAGACUUGUUGUACCUAUCGGACCAGAAGGACAAGACGAGUCAGAAGAUUUUCCUGCGCUGGAUUUGGUCAGGAUAACAUAGAUGAAGAGCAGUCCGAUGAAGAGGGACAUGCUCGUGAGACCAUCGAAGCGUGCUCGGUGUUCUGUGCUCGGAUGGACCAGCCUCCAGAGAAACCCCAAUCUUCUUCGAGAGGUUCUGAAGAAAUCAUUCGGAAGUUGUGCAUAUGGCAAAAGGAUAGAUCGCGUUUGUGCAGAGCUUUUGGCGCUCUUUCAAACUAAAUCAUUAAGAAUGUCCGUACUGUCGCCUGCACCGACAAUCUGGAGGGUUCGCCGCGAGUCCGGAAACACUUCGAUACGGAUACUAAAGACAUUAUAUUGGAAUCAUUAAUAACAUAGAUAGCCAGGCAGUUGAGUCGAAAAUGGGGAUCCCUAUAGCAAAACUCGAUCAGGCAAAGUUUGUCAAAGCGUCAAUUCAUGGAGGAGACCGAUCAACUCUGGCUUUUUGUUAUCUUGAACUUCCAAUGUCGAGGAAUAAAUGAGUUUUCGCGUUAGCUAUCUCGUUCCUUAUAUAAACG
Messenger RNA from Paecilomyces variotii, 1372 nucleotides. RefSeq lists its product as hypothetical. The coding region runs from base 1 to 879 and encodes 292 amino acids. The record is from RefSeq and is a predicted model, not a curated record. NCBI's taxonomy places the organism in Eukaryota, Fungi, Ascomycota, Eurotiomycetes, Eurotiales, Thermoascaceae. The transcript has 3 exons.